Messenger RNA from Cotesia glomerata, 501 nucleotides. RefSeq lists its product as uncharacterized. The coding region runs from base 72 to 434 and encodes 120 amino acids. The record is from RefSeq and is a predicted model, not a curated record. The transcript has 2 exons. Lineage: Eukaryota; Metazoa; Arthropoda; Insecta; Hymenoptera; Braconidae.
UCUAGCAGUGACAGUUUAAUAAUUAAAGAAAUCUUCAAAGAAAAGGAGAGAAAAAAAAAUUUUCAUUCAACAUGUCCAAUUAUAUCUCGACCUCUCAUUUCCUUCGAUGCCUACAAGUCUCCAAUAGGACUGACGGGGAAAUUUUAAGAAUGUGUAGCAUUCUGAGAAUGCUAAUUGAGGACAGCCCGAGGCCUGAGAAAGGGGUUGCUCUUUUGGUGGAGUUUCGGCGCAUCUCAGGACUUCCCAUGCCCAUCGUUCUUGAGGGCAUGAUUACCGAGUACAAUACGGCUCGUUCCCGACGGGUCCACGAUUAUCUCUCCCGUGGAGCACCUGCACGGCAUUUCAAUGACCCCUACCCUUACUCUCAGGACACUUUUUUGAUUGAUGAGCUGUGUUGUGGUCUCUCAGACUUGGUGAGCUCAAGUAAGGAGUAAUUUGUUUUUUUUUUGAAUUAGUUAAAAUUAGAAUUUGUGUAAAACAAGUGAAUAUAUAUGUAGUGAA